AUGUUGCCAAACCAAAUCAGGCUGUAGCUGCACUACCCGCAUUAGAGAUUGGAGGCUGGAGCUUAUGUGGGCCCGCGGAUCCUCUCCGGAAAACAAAACUCGAGAUAACUUUGGGGUAAACUGUAAAUAUUCUGGAAUCGUCUCGCUGAGGUGUAUUUAAGGAUUUUAUUUUGUCACCUUUGGGACCUCGGAGCGCCGGGGACAGACAGACCCGAAAGGAUCAUGUUUCAACUUUGCUUCCAGAGUUUCCAAAGUUAUGCACUUUGGGUGGGAAGUUGUGGACUUUAUUGCGGCAUUUCACUGCCUUUAAACCACCAUCUGUGACGAGAUGAGCAACGACCCGUCUCAUUCAGAGCUUAUGAUGGAGGCGCUCUUAUGAAGUCAGUUUUACACCAAGUGGAUAAAUUAAGCUGUGCCAUAUUAAUGGAGCGGAUUCUACUUUUGAUAUGCUGCGAGUUGGUUAUAGCCAUCGGUUUUUGUGGUGGAUCUCCGAACCAUAACCGUCGCCCCGUGUGUUGGAAAGCCAUCCUCAAGUGUCACGGAGAACCCGAGUGCCGUUACGCAUAUGACCAGUACCUAAACGCCUGCGCGUCCGUUAUUAGCGGCGGAGGCAGGAUGUGUCCCAGUCACUGCAUAUCAUCGCUCAUUCAGCUCAAUCUGACCCGGAACGGCCCAGAUCUGGAAGACUGCGACUGCGCCACGGACCCGGUGUGCAGGAGCACCCAGCAAGCCAUCGACCCGUGCGUGCCGCGCACCAGCACCAUGGGCUGCACCGAGGCCCGGUUGCAGUGCGAGACGGACCGAGCAUGCAGCUCGGCCAUGAGGGAUUAUUUGUUCCACUGCCGGAAACUUUUCGGGCGGCAGAAGUGCUCGGAGAGCUGCCGCAAAACCAUCGCCAACAUGCGCUCCAUCCCGAAGGCGCAGCAGCUUGACGCUUGCAUCUGCGACGGCUCCGAAAGAAACAUCUGCGAGUACAUCAAGCUGAGCAUGAAGACUCUGUGCUCCGAUUCCAGCGACAGGUUCGUGGGGAGCGGGUUCUCAGACUCUGAGGAGGACACAGAGGAAGAUGACGCGUACCAGGAUGAUUAUCAGUAUGUUGACAAUUCAAGCAGCUUCCCAACGUAUCAAACACAAAUACAAACCUUGAUAUUCAUAACCAUUUUCACGGGAUUGAUUUGAAUGACUAAUAAUAAAAUUUUUGUUAGAAAAUUAAAGUCGACCAGGGCCGGUCCGAGCAUUAAUCAGGCCCUGAGCAUUUGGGGUCCCUGCUUUGCAGAAAAGUGAAAGCAAUUAAUUUCCACCAACCUUGGAGAGCUGGGGAGGAGGGGCAGAGUUUAUAGUGAAAGGGGGAGAGGUCACAGAAAUGCAACCCUAGUGAAAACAAGCUGUAUAAAUGAUUGAAUUGGUAUUCAAAUAUAACUGUUUAUAUUACUUUUAAAUUAUGAAGUUAAAUAUUUAGAUCUCUGCAUUUUAUAUGUACAGUGAAGUCACAUUUUCAAAGUUCCCUGUGGAGAAUAUAAUGGCAACUUCCCCCUGAAGCCAGACUCAUGGUUUUGUAUUGCUAACAGUAGUUGGCACCAAAAUAGAGAAACUCCCCUGAUUUUUCUGCUAAGAGAUAUUGUUCAGUGCAAUAAGAACAUUUACUUCAAAAGCAGUACACUAUUUAGCAGGUAUUGAUUGUAUAGAUUUGCCUAAGUCUUAUUAUAAAAUCAAAAUAAUAUUAAAUGGAUACUGCGGAUAAAAUAGUUAAAUAAAUAAGACACAGGAUGCUAAACUGUUUUAACAGCUGCAAAAAAAUAAAUAAAAAAUAGCUAUUGUGCUUUAAAAACAGCUAAUGUAGAUUUUAAAUGUUUGUAAUAAUACGGACACAAUGCCGUUUUUAAUGCAAAGUUACCAUAUGAUAAAAGUCUCAUACCAGCCCAGAUUAAACUCCAGUGCUGUUAGGGUCCUCAGUCCAGCUGAGGGUCCUAAGCACCUGCAAAGUUUGCUUGUACCCUAGUUUGGCUUUCAAAUGACGUUUCUCUAAAUGAGUCUCCAGAAAUUUUUUUAUAUUAAAGUUGGGAAACUGCCCAUUCCAUAAGUGUAAUUUUUUUAAACGUCACAUAAGAAUGUAAAAAUAUGUCUAUAUGGGUUUUUGUUGUAUGUUAAAAAAGAGUUGCACUGUAUGGCAAUGUGCCUUUGUGUUCACAUAUGAAGAAAGUAUGUGUUGUCUGCAAGUGCCUAAAGUCCCCGAAUAAGCAGUCACUUCCUUUUGAGAGAAACCAAAGUUCAUUUAAGCUACCUAAAUAUGUUUUAACCCCAGGGCAGACUCUGACAUCUGCUAUACGAAGCUCUUAGAAUGACACACUUGUCUAUGUAAACACGGAUGUUUGUUUAAGACGCAAGUGUUAAUUCCUGAUGAAUACAUGUUCAAACAGACCAAAGAAAGGAUAACUCACACUGUUGGGGAUGUUGGAGCCAAAAAAAGGGGCUCAGUUGGUUAGUUUGACUUUGCUGGCUCUCUGUCUUCAUGAAAAAUCUGCCUGUGACUUGAGCAGAGGUUUUAUGUGCCCGUUAUGAACACAGACCAAUGAAUGUAAAACUAUAUUAAAUAAAGGGAUUUUUGCCUCAUUCAAA
Fundulus heteroclitus (mummichog) is the source of this 2616-nucleotide messenger RNA. It is a transcript of the gene gas1b, whose product is annotated as growth arrest-specific 1b. The transcript has a single exon. Gene Ontology annotation, biological process: regulation of cell cycle. The record is from RefSeq and is a predicted model, not a curated record. NCBI's taxonomy places the organism in Eukaryota, Metazoa, Chordata, Actinopteri, Cyprinodontiformes, Fundulidae. The coding region runs from base 376 to 1179 and encodes 267 amino acids.